AUGAUCCUUUUCGAAAGAAACAUGUUAAGGGCAUCCCAUCUGCCUUUUUUCGUGCCUUUUUCUUUAUCUCACCACUCUACACAUGAUCAAACAUCAUCUUACACUCCCUUCUUCUAUCCAUCAAAGUUUCUCUCCAGAAGAUUUGGUAGAGAAGCAAAUAAUACAUCCUCUGCUAAACUCUCGAGCCAGUGGAACAACCAACGGGUGCAGUUCGUCCAUGGAAAACUUCUAAGCGAGCUGUCGACGUGGCGGAUAGGUGGACCAGCGAAGUAUUUCACGGAGUUCUCCAAUCAGACCCAGCUUGUCGCCGCAAUCAGUUGUAGGUACUGCGUUGAUCACUCCAUCCGGUUUUUCAUUGUGGGCAAAGGCUCGAACUGCCUGUUUGAUGAUCGUGGUUUCGAUGGUUGUGUCAUGCUAAACCGAAUCCAAUUCCUCGAGAGGAUUCAUGGCGGAAUUUACAGAGUUGGCAGCGGUUACCCACUUAACAAACUUGGAAUGCAGUGUUCAGCGGAGGGAUUUGCUGGGUUUGAGUUUGCAUGCGGCAUUCCUGGCACUAUUGGAGGAGCAGUUUUUAUGAAUGCAGGAGCUCAUGGCCAGGAAAUCUCGGACGUAAUUGAGAGUGUGGAGAUUAUUACAAUAAAUGGAGAACAUAGAUUGAUUGGAAGAAAUGAUCUUCUAUUUUAUUAUCGCCAGUCAUCUUUCCAAAAAAUGCAGGACCUUGCUGCAAUUGUAGCAGUUACGUUUCACUUGACACCUUCCUCUACAUCAAAGACAAAGGCUGAGGAAUAUUUGAGCAGGCGAAAAAGUUCACAACCCUUGUCUGAGAGAAGUGCUGGAUCAGUGUUCCGAAACCCCAUGGGCAGUGCAAUGACUGCAGGAGAAUUGAUUGAUAAGGCGGGAUUGAAAGGUUACAGUAUUGGAGGUGCAAAAGUUUCAGAUAUGCAUGCCAAUUUCUUUAUCAAUUUGGAAAAUUCAACUUCCAGGGAUAUGGUUUUGCUCAUAAAGUUUGUUCAAGAGCAGGUCAAACUGAAAUUUGGAAUUGAACUUGAGGAAGAAGUAUGUAUGGUACCUUAUGGAUGACAUAGAAUAAAGGCUUUUAUACA
This is a messenger RNA of Nymphaea colorata (pocket water lily), 1103 nucleotides long. RefSeq lists its product as uncharacterized. Lineage: Eukaryota; Viridiplantae; Streptophyta; Magnoliopsida; Nymphaeales; Nymphaeaceae. Gene Ontology annotation, cellular component: cytosol. Gene Ontology annotation, molecular function: UDP-N-acetylmuramate dehydrogenase activity; FAD binding. The record is from RefSeq and is a predicted model, not a curated record. Bases 1 to 1080 code for a protein of 359 amino acids. Gene Ontology annotation, biological process: cell wall organization. The transcript has 4 exons.